This is a messenger RNA of Saccostrea cuccullata (small rock oyster), 851 nucleotides long. Its product is annotated as mitochondrial fission 1 protein-like. Gene Ontology annotation, cellular component: peroxisomal membrane; mitochondrial outer membrane. The transcript has 5 exons. The record is from RefSeq and is a predicted model, not a curated record. Gene Ontology annotation, biological process: mitochondrial fragmentation involved in apoptotic process; mitochondrial fission; autophagy of mitochondrion. The coding region runs from base 42 to 554 and encodes 170 amino acids. Gene Ontology annotation, molecular function: protein binding. Lineage: Eukaryota; Metazoa; Mollusca; Bivalvia; Ostreida; Ostreidae.
UGAUAGAGAGAAGGAAGAAAUUAGAGGCAUUCCGCUGACAUAUGACGGCGACCAUCCGAAUUUUCAGGAAAAACGAAACAGAACUUUUUAACCCCCCAAAAAUGGAAUCGAUUUUAAACGAAGUAGUUGAUUCAGCAGAUCUUAAGAAAUUUGAGUUGAUGUAUAAUGACCAGCUUCGUCGAGGACAAGUGAGUGAGAAGGCUCAGUUUGAGUAUGCCUGGUGUUUAGUAAGAAGUAAAUACAUAGACGACAUGAAGACAGGAGUGGGACUGCUAGAAGAUUUAUUCAGGAAAGCAACAGAUGACAAUUCCCGUAGGGAUUACUUAUAUUAUAUGUCAGUGGGAUACACCAGGAUAAAGGAAUACCCCCAGGCUCUGAAAUAUGUCAAGGCCUUACAAAAAAUAGAACCAGGGAAUCACCAAGCUUUAGAAUUACAGAAAUAUAUUGAAAAGAAAAUGACCAAAGAGGGAAUCCUUGGUAUGGCUAUUGUAGGCGGAGCUGCUCUGGCGAUAGGGGGAUUGGUGAGCCUCGGUAUAGCUCUCUCUAAAAAGUAAACAGGUUUUAUAUGGACCAAUUCUGUGUUUUUACAAACCCUUUUCUUUAUAAGGACAAGUGCUACAGUUCUUAGAGAUCUAUGAAGUGUAUUCAUAUGAGUGAUAUCCGUAUGUGGUGGAACUUGAGGGAAACGGUUGACCAAAUGGUUAUGUUCUGUUUAUCUUGAUAUAUGAAGUUUUUAAUUUAUGCCAUAUUAUAUUUGUUUAUUUACAUAAUGAUACAGAAAUUGUUUGAAAAUGUACCAUGUAUUUACAUUGAUCAUGAGAUUAGUUGAUUAAAAUUGCUUUUUGUAUUGA